UGUCCGAAGUUGUGACGGAACGUAUGCCGUGAUAAUGAGUUUUUUCUCUGGUGGGAGUUUUUACAGGGGUAUAAAAUAAAAUGAAUUUAGUGUAUUUGGAGAUUUUCCCGUUAUCUAAGGUUCCCAGCUUCCCUUUCAGUGUCAAGAAAACGGGCUUUUGAUAAGGCGCGCGCUGCGGGCAGCUUCUUCCUCAGCGGGUCUUCGGCGGCCGCGGGAAGACCCGAGAGUCAUUAGAAGCGCAAGAUGGCGACUGCGGCCGCAACCUCGGCUUCAGAACCCGAGGCUGAGUCCACGGCUGGGCCCAAGGCUGACGGAGAGGAGGAUGAGGUUAAGGCGGCCAGGACAAGAAGGAAGGUGUUAUCGCGGGCUGUGGCCGCUGCGACAUACAAGACCAUGGGGCCAGGGUGGGAUCAGCAGGAGGAAGGCGUGAGCGAGAGCGAUGGGGAUGAGUACGCCAUGGCUUCCUCCGCGGAGAGCUCCCCCGGGGAGUACGAGUGGGAAUAUGACGAAGAGGAGGAGAAGAACCAGCUGGAGAUUGAGAGACUGGAGGAGCAGUUGUCUAUCAACGUCUAUGACUAUAACUGCCACGUGGACUUGAUCAGGCUGCUCCGGCUGGAAGGGGAGCUUACCAAGGUGAGGAUGGCCCGCCAGAAGAUGAGUGAGAUCUUUCCCUUGACUGAAGAGCUCUGGCUGGAGUGGCUGCAUGACGAGAUCAGCAUGGCCCAGGACGGCCUGGACAGAGAGCAUGUGUAUGACCUCUUUGAGAAAGCUGUGAAGGAUUACAUUUGUCCUAACAUUUGGCUAGAGUAUGGCCAGUACUCAGUUGGUGGAAUUGGUCAGAAAGGUGGCCUUGAGAAAGUUCGCUCCGUGUUUGAAAGGGCUCUCUCGUCUGUUGGUUUGCAUAUGACCAAAGGACUCGCCCUUUGGGAGGCUUACCGAGAGUUUGAAAGUGCGAUCGUGGAAGCUGCUCGGCUUGAGAAAGUCCACAGUCUUUUCCGGCGACAGUUGGCGAUCCCACUCUAUGAUAUGGAGGCCACAUUUGCAGAGUAUGAAGAAUGGUCAGAAGACCCAGUACCAGAGUCGGUAAUUCAGAACUAUAACAAAGCACUACAGCAGCUGGAGAAAUAUAAACCCUAUGAAGAAGCACUGUUGCAGGCAGAGGCACCAAGGCUGUCAGAAUAUCAAGCAUAUAUCGAUUUUGAGAUGAAAAUUGGCGAUCCUGCUCGCAUUCAGUUGAUCUUUGAGCGCGCCCUGGUCGAGAACUGCCUUGUCCCAGACUUAUGGAUCCGUUACAGUCAGUACCUAGAUCGGCAACUGAAAGUAAAGGAUUUGGUUUUGUCUGUACAUAACCGCGCUGUUAGAAACUGCCCCUGGACAGUUGCCUUAUGGAGUCGGUACCUCUUGGCCAUGGAGAGACAUGGAGUUGAUCAUCAAGUAAUUUCUGUAACCUUCGAGAAAGCUUUGAAUGCUGGCUUCAUCCAGGCCACUGAUUAUGUGGAGAUUUGGCAGGCAUACCUUGAUUACCUGAGGAGAAGGGUUGAUUUCAAACAAGACUCCAGUAAAGAGCUGGAGGAGUUGAGGGCCGCCUUUACUCGUGCCUUGGAGUAUCUGAAGCAGGAGGUGGAAGAGCGUUUCAAUGAAAGUGGUGAUCCAAGCUGCGUGAUUAUGCAGAACUGGGCUAGGAUUGAGGCUCGACUGUGCAAUAACAUGCAGAAAGCUCGGGAACUCUGGGAUAGCAUCAUGACCAGAGGAAACGCCAAGUACGCCAACAUGUGGCUAGAGUAUUACAACCUGGAAAGAGCGCAUGGUGACACCCAGCACUGCCGGAAGGCCCUGCACCGGGCUGUCCAGUGCACCAGUGACUACCCAGAGCACGUCUGUGAAGUGUUACUCACCAUGGAGAGGACAGAAGGUUCUUUAGAAGAUUGGGAUAUAGCUGUUCAGAAAACUGAAACCCGAUUAGCUCGUGUCAAUGAGCAGAGAAUGAAGGCUGCAGAGAAGGAAGCAGCCCUUGUGCAGCAAGAAGAAGAAAAGGCUGAACAACGGAAAAGAGCCCGGGCCGAGAAGAAAGCGUUGAAAAAGAAGAAAAAGACCAGAGGCCCGGAGAAGCGCGGAGCAGAUGAGGACGAUGAGAAAGAGUGGGGCGAUGAUGAAGAAGAGCAGCCUUCCAAACGCAGAAGGGUCGAGAACAGCAUCCCUGCAGCUGGAGAAACACAAAACGUAGAAGUAGCAGCAGGGCUUGCUGGGAAAUGUGCCACUGUAGAUGUGGAACCCCCUUCGAAGCAGAAGGAGAAGGCAGCCUCCCUGAAGAGGGACAUGCCUAAGGUGCUGCACGACAGCAGCAAGGAUAGCAUCACCGUCUUUGUCAGCAACCUGCCCUACAGCAUGCAGGAGCCGGACGUGAAGCUCAGGCCACUCUUUGAGGCCUGUGGGGAGGUGGUCCAGAUCAGACCCAUCUUCAGCAAUCGCGGGGAUUUCCGAGGCUACUGCUACGUGGAGUUUAAAGAGGAGAAAUCAGCCCUUCAGGCACUGGAGAUGGACCGGAAAAGUGUAGAAGGGAGGCCAAUGUUUGUUUCCCCCUGUGUGGAUAAGAGCAAAAACCCUGAUUUUAAGGUGUUCAGGUACAGCACUUCCCUAGAGAAACACAAGCUGUUCAUCUCAGGCCUGCCUUUCUCCUGUACUAAAGAAGAACUAGAAGAAAUCUGUAAGGCUCAUGGCACCGUGAAGGACCUCAGGCUGGUCACCAACCGGGCUGGCAAACCAAAGGGCCUGGCCUAUGUGGAAUAUGAAAAUGAAUCCCAGGCGUCGCAGGCUGUGAUGAAGAUGGACGGCAUGACUAUCAAAGAGAACGUCAUCAAAGUGGCAAUCAGCAACCCUCCUCAGAGGAAGGUUCCAGAGAAGCCAGAGACCAGGAAGGCAGCAGGUGGCCCCAUGCUUUUGCCACAGACAUACGGAGCGAGGGGGAAGGGAAGGACGCAGCUGUCUCUACUGCCUCGUGCCCUGCAGCGCCCAAGUGCUGCAGCUCCUCAGGCCGAGAAUGGCCCUGCCGCGGCUCCUGCAGUUGCCGCCCCAGCGGCCACCGAGGCACCCAAGAUGUCCAAUGCCGAUUUUGCCAAGCUGUUUCUGAGAAAGUGAACGGGACUCUGGGAGACAGGAAAUGCCUUACUUCACUCUGGCCCGGCGGACCUCCCACCACCCAGCGGUGCACUGGGGAUGGACAGGCCUGGUGUGCUGCCCGCUCGCAACCACAGAUGGCUCCUCUGCUUUAGACAGAAAGGGGGAAGGGGUUCUAAGUCAAGAGCCUUUCAGUGCUCCCUCAUAUUGAGGGCAGUGGCAGAAAAGUGACCACUCUGCAGGCUCCCUGGGCCCAGGAUGUGGUGUCCUAAGAUACUUUUGUAUCUUAAAGACUGAGGCACAGAAGCGAAACGAGAACACGGUUUUUGAGACGCAGUUGUCCAAAUGUUUCUGGCCAGCUCCGGCCCCUUUUUGUAUGACACUUCUCUUCUACCCUGCACAGCACACGUGCCCGUCAUUCUUUUAAUUUUAAAAGAUGAAAUGGCAGAUGCUAGUAAUUCACCAGAAUGGCCUAUUAUGGGGGUGGGUCUGAGGGAAGUCAUCUAUAUAACAUUUGCUGGAUUUUUGUUCAAGGGGGCUGUGCAUUUUUAUAUUAUGUAUUUGUAAAUGACAUGUCAGCCAUUGUUUCAUGUUUCCUAAAAGCAGAAUAUUUGCAACAUUUGUUUUGUAUAGGAAUUAUUUGUGCCACCUGCUGUGGACUGUUUUCUUUGCCUAGUGACUAGUGACCUGUGUUGUCUAAACAUGAGUUCAGCCCUUUGGUUUUGUUUAAUACCAUGUCAAAUGCAAACUUCAAUUCUCCCCAUUUAGCUUUAUUAAACUGAAGUUCUCUUCAAAACUUCUUGCUGAAUGGUACUUAGAUGUGCAUUCACAUACAGAUGUGUUUUGAAGUGAGUGUACCUUGCUUUACCUAAUAGAUGUGUAAAUAGAACUUCUGUAAGUCAAAUCCCAUUGUCACUUUGAUUUAAAUUA
This is a messenger RNA of Rhinopithecus roxellana (golden snub-nosed monkey), 4044 nucleotides long. RefSeq names its product spliceosome associated factor 3, U4/U6 recycling protein (gene SART3). Gene Ontology annotation, biological process: RNA processing. The record is from RefSeq and is a predicted model, not a curated record. NCBI's taxonomy places the organism in Eukaryota, Metazoa, Chordata, Mammalia, Primates, Cercopithecidae. The transcript has 19 exons. Bases 244 to 3135 code for a protein of 963 amino acids. Gene Ontology annotation, molecular function: RNA binding; protein binding.